This is a messenger RNA of Pichia kudriavzevii, 711 nucleotides long. RefSeq lists its product as uncharacterized. The coding region runs from base 1 to 711 and encodes 236 amino acids. NCBI's taxonomy places the organism in Eukaryota, Fungi, Ascomycota, Pichiomycetes, Pichiales, Pichiaceae. The transcript has a single exon. The record is from RefSeq and is a predicted model, not a curated record.
AUGGUUAUAAGAGUGUUGUUGUUUGCGUUCCUCUGUGCUGUCUCUAGCACUGAGAUAAUCACCACCACCCUCGACUCAGCAGGGGAGAAAACAGCUGCCGUUGUGGAGCAAGAGGAUUUCAUCAAAGCCAUUAUGAGAGACGCAUUGGCCAGCCAAGACAAGUAUGCAUCCGUAAUGACAGAGAAAAGCAUGGAGGUUCCUCCCGAACUACUGCAGUUUCUACUUGCCCUAGACAAUGUAGAGAUUACAGAUUUCCCAACGGCCAGUUUUGCCGACCAUUUCCCCUUUGACGAGUUUGCUACUUUUGUCACCAAUUUCCCCUGGUACUCUAGUUAUUUGACCGAGAAUGGGCUAACUUCAUUUAAACAACCAAGCGAUUUUUCAACAAUAGUCAUUACACAAGGUAAAGAUGAUUAUACCUCAUUGUCAACUGACUCGUUCACCCCUGCUGCUUCUUCAACAUUCCCAAUUGUUCCACAUAAGACCACUGCCAACCAAAAAAUAUCAGAAACCACAGCAGUUACAGGAAUUUCCUCCACUAAUAUCACCCCAAACUCCUCUUCUUCUUCUUCUUCUUCUUCUUCUUCUUCUACCCCAUUCUCUGCUACUACUAUUACCACCAUUCAUUUGAAAACACCAAAUGAAGCAGGGCACACGGUACCGCCUCUUCCAUCAGUUCUUGUUUUAUUCCUCCUGGCUCUGUUUUGCUAG